AUGAGGCCGAACAGAUCUCCAGAGGAAAGCACUGAGGGAGAUGCUGGGAAAACAGAGCGGAAGGCCACGGCCAAAGAUGCUUUCAAAGACAUCUCCAUAUACUUCUCCAAGGAAGAAUGGGAAGAGAUGGGAGAAUGGGAAAAAAUCCGUUAUAGGAACAUGAAAAGGAACUACGAAGUGCUGAUUGCUAUAGGUUUCAGAGCCACUCGACCGGAUUUCAUGCAUCACCGUAGGCAGGUCAUCAAAUCCCAGGUAGAUGACACUGAGGAUUCUGAUGAAGAAUGGACACCAAGGCAGCAAGGUAAACCUUCUCGGAUGGCCUUCAGAGUGGAGCACAGUAAACACCGGAAGGGAAUGUCCAGGGCACCAUUAAGGAAGGAAUCUAGUUUGAAGGAAUUUCCGGAAGCAGCAAAAUUGCUGAACACAAGUGGCUCCAAGCAGGCUCAGAAACCGGUGCCCCCUCCCAGAAAAGCAAGGACCCCUGGACAGCACCCCAGACAAAAAGUUGAACUCAGAGAAAAGGAGACUGGAGUGAAGAGGUACAGUCUACGAGAAAGAAAGGGCCACGUGUACCAAGAGGUCAGCGAGCCCCAGGAUGACGACUACCUCUAUUGUGAGGAGUGUCAGAACGUCUUCAUCGACAGCUGUGCAGCCCACGGGCCCCCAGCCUUCGUAAAGGACUCUGCAGUGCCAAAGGGGCACGCCAACCGCUCAGCGCUCACCCUGCCCCCUGGGUUAAGCAUCAGGCUGUCGGGCAUCCCUGACGCUGGGCUUGGAGUGUGGAACGAGGCGUCCGAUCUGCCGCGGGGCCUGCACUUUGGGCCCUACGAGGGCCAGAUCACAGACGAUGAAGAGGCCGCCAACAAUGGGUAUUCCUGGCUGAUCACCAAAGGGAGAAACUGCUACGAGUAUGUGGAUGGGAAGGACACGUCCUGGGCCAACUGGAUGAGGUAUGUGAACUGUGCCCGGGACGACGAGGAGCAGAACCUGGUGGCCUUCCAGUAUCACGGGCAGAUCUUCUACAGAACCUGCCAGGUGGUCAGGCCGGGCUGUGAGCUGCUGGUCUGGUACGGGGAUGAGUAUGGCCAGGACCUUGGCAUCAAGCGGGACAGCAGGGGGAAGAGCAAGCUUGCGGCCGGGAGAGAACUGAAGCCCAAGAUCCACCCAUGUGCCUCCUGCUCUCUGGCCUUCUCCAGUCAGAAAUUCCUCAGCCAACACAUCCAACGCAGUCACCCCUCUCAGACCCUCCUGAGACCAUCUGAAAGAGACCUCCUCCAACCAGAGGAUCCCUGCCCAAGCAAUCAAAAUCAGCGAUAUUCAGAUCCACACAGCCCGAGUGACAAACCUGAGGGUCAGGAGGCCAAGGACAGGCCCAAACCUUUGUUGAAAAGCAUAAGGCUGAAGGGGAUUUCAAGGGCCUCUUGCUAUUCACCCGGAGGACAAAUGGGGGGUUCUGGGGUGCAUGAGAGAAUGAAAGACGAGCCCAGCACAAGCCAGAAACUGAAUCUGGAGGACACAGGCACAUUAUUCACGGGGGCAGGGGUCUCAGAGAUUAUGAGAAUCACGUACGGAGACUGUGGGCAAGGCUCCAAGGACAGGUCAAGUCUCAUCACACACCAGAGGACACACACAGGGGAGAAGCCCUAUGUUUGUGGGGAGUGUGGACGAAGCUUCAGUCAGAAGACCCAUCUCAUCUCACACAAGAGGACACACACAGGGGAGAAGCCCUAUGUUUGUGGGGAGUGUGGGCGAAGCUUCAGUCAGAAGACCCAUCUCAUCUCACACAAGAGGACACACACAGGGGAGAAGCCCUAUGUUUGCGGGGAGUGUGGGCGAAGCUUCAGUCACAAGUCCAUCCUCAUCAGACACCAGAGGACACACACAGGGGAGAAGCCCUAUGUUUGUGGGGAGUGUGGGCGAAGCUUCUAUCACGGGUCAAAUUUCAUCAGACACCAGAGGACACACACAAGGGAGAAGCCCUGUGUUUGCGGGGAGUGUGGGCGAAGCUUCCAUCGGAAGUCCCAUCUCAUCUCACACCAGAGGACACACACAGGGGAGAAGCCCUAUGUUUGCAGGGAGUGUGGGCGAAGCUUCAGGGAUAAGUCAGUCCUCAUCACACACGAGAGGAUACACACAGGGGAGAAGCCCUAUGUUUGUGGGGAGUGUGGGCAAAGCUUCAGAGAUAAGUCAGUCCUCAUCAGACACCAGAGGACACACACAGGGGAGAAGCCCUAUGUUUGCGGGGAGUGUGGGCGAUGCUUCAGUCAGAAGACCCAUCUCAUCUCACACAAGAGGACACACACAGGGGAGAAGCCCUAUGUUUGCGGGGAGUGUGGGCGAAGUUUCUGUCAGAAGUCAGCCGUCAUCAGACAUCAGAGGACACACACAGGGGAGAAGCCCUAUGAUUGCAGGGAGUGUGGGCGAAGCUUCAGUCAGAAGUCCGUCCUCAUCAGACACCAGAGGACACACACAGGGGAGAAGCCCUAUGUUUGCGGGGAGUGUGAACUUAGAAAAGAAACUUCUGGUCAUCAAAAUACAAAGAUGUGGGGCAGGGAGAAAAGCGCUGCUUUAGACCAAUUUAUGCACACUACUAUUGACAAAACAAGUGAUCAGGGCCCACCAUGUGACAGAAGGAAACAUACUUCACACCUUGCAUUAAGCUAUAAAGGAAAAACCCUGACAAAUCAUAU
Molecule: messenger RNA, 2690 nt
Organism: Rangifer tarandus platyrhynchus (Svalbard reindeer)
Lineage: Eukaryota; Metazoa; Chordata; Mammalia; Artiodactyla; Cervidae
Source: the annotation of a GenBank genome assembly